This is a messenger RNA of Menidia menidia (Atlantic silverside), 984 nucleotides long. NCBI's taxonomy places the organism in Eukaryota, Metazoa, Chordata, Actinopteri, Atheriniformes, Atherinopsidae. The record is from the annotation of a GenBank genome assembly.
AUGGCAUCCAUGGGGAUGCAGCUGCUGGCCAGUGCCCUGUGCCUCGUGGGUUGGGCAGGAGUCAUCAUCAUCUGCAUUCUGCCCAUGUGGAGGGUGACGGCCUUCGUGGGCAGCACAAUCGUGACCUCGCAGACCAUCUGGGAGGGCAUCUGGAUGACAUGUGUGGCUCAGAGCACGGGGCAGAUCCAGUGCAAGCCUUACGACUCUCUCCUCGCGCUGAGCUCCGACCUGCAGGCCGCCAGGGCCCUCACCGUGCUUGCCAUCGCCACGGGAAGCGUGGGUCUCAUUUUGGCGUUCGUUGGAGGCAAAUGCACUCGUUUCUUGGACGAAGAGGGCGGCGGGACGAAGGGCAAAGUGGCGGUGGCAGCAGGAGCUGUGCUGAUAGCCACGGGGCUGCUCUGUUUGAUCCCCACUUCUUGGACGGCUGGAGCGGUAGUGAGGAAGUUCUACAGCGCCUCCAUAGACGUUCAGCGGAGGGAGCUUGGAGCCUGCCUUUACCUUGGUUGGGGGGCGGCCAUCUUGCUCGUUCUGGGGGGCGGUCUGUUCAUCAGCUCCGCGUGCCCAAUCAAGGCCCACAACACUGACGCCAGUCCCUCCGUUCGCUACCUGGCGGUCCGCUCCUCCAAUGGAAGCAGCCAAGCAGGCUCCCACCGCAGCAGGGUACCCUCUGCAAUGUCCCAGCCCGGCAGAGUCGUGUCCCCCAGACCUCAGAGCUCAGAAAAAGCGUUCACAAAGUCUCAGCUGAGUACAAGGCCGCCUUGGGAAGUUGGGCCUGAGCAGGAGCAGGACUUGAAAGUGGAGUCAGAAAGAUCAUGGGCACCGUCAACAAAGUCCCAAAUGAAUAGACCAGUGUCAACUAGAUCCGACUACAGUGAGUCGCCAUCAACAAAGUCACAACUAAAAGAAGCGACAAUGGAAGAGACUUUUUCAGACAGGAGUGAGAAUGAAGAUCCAUCUUUAAACCCAACGAAAACAUACCUGUAA